Exaiptasia diaphana is the source of this 3851-nucleotide messenger RNA. Its product is annotated as peripheral plasma membrane protein CASK. Gene Ontology annotation, molecular function: ATP binding; signaling receptor binding; protein kinase activity. The record is from RefSeq and is a predicted model, not a curated record. Gene Ontology annotation, cellular component: plasma membrane; cell-cell junction. Gene Ontology annotation, biological process: protein phosphorylation; regulation of neurotransmitter secretion. Bases 140 to 2830 code for a protein of 896 amino acids. NCBI's taxonomy places the organism in Eukaryota, Metazoa, Cnidaria, Anthozoa, Actiniaria, Aiptasiidae. The transcript has 29 exons.
UCGAGUGUGUGGUCUUGUAUCUUUUACAAAACCGGUGUUCGAAAGGCAAAUUCUCAAAAUUAUUGCUUAACUUACGAAACAUGAGCAAACGAUAACGUUCCUCAUUUGUUCCUGAAUUGCUGUAUAGAAUAUUCUAGUCAUGGAGAUUGGAUUUCCACCCAGAUUUGACCUACAAGAGCAGAUUGGGAAAGGCACAUUCAGUGUGAUAAGAAGAUGUGUGGACAAGAAAACAAACAAGGUUUGUGCUGUAAAGAUAGUGGAUGUGAGCAAGAUGACUUCUUCAUGUGGUUUAACUGAGUCAGAUCUUCAUCGAGAAGCAAGCAUUUGUCAGAAGCUCAAACACCCCCAUAUAGUUGAGCUAGUUGGUGGAUAUUCUAUGGAUGGAUUUGUAUAUAUGGUUUUUGAAUAUAUGGAUGGAUCUGAUCUGUGCUUUGAGAUAGUAAAUAGAGUAAAUGCUGGAUUUGUCUUCAGUGAAGCUGUUGCAAGUCAUUAUAUGAGACAAGUUCUUGAAGCAAUAAACUUUUGUCAUGAAAGACAAAUUAUCCACAGAGAUUUGAAGCCACAUAACCUAUUAUUAGCUAGUAAAGAUAACUCAGCCCCUUUGAAAGUAGCUGAUUUUGGUGUUGCAGUAGAGCUACCACCAGAAGGCUACAUCAUCAGUGGUCGUCUUGGAACUCCWCAUUUCAUGUCCCCUGAAGUCAUAAACAGAGAGCAGUAUGGCAAACCAGUUGAYAUAUGGGGAUGUGGUGUUAUCUUGUUUAUAUUACUUGGAGGAAACUUCCCAUUCCAUGGCACGGGAGAAAAAGUAUAUGAAUCUAUUAAAAGAGGCCAACCAUUGAUGCGAAAUAAGCAAUGGGACCAAAUCAGUGAUGAAGCUAGAGAUUUGUGUUUCCAGAUGAUGGUUCAUGAGCCUGAGAGUAGGCUCACUGCUGAAGAAGCUCUUUCUCAUCCUUGGCUUAAGAGUCGAGAAGUGCCGAGACGUGACCACCUACAAGACACUGUCGAUGAGAUGAAAAAAUUCAAUGCACGACGAAAGCUGAAGGGCGCUGUUCUUGCUGCAGUUGCCAGCCGAAAGUUCCCAGUUUUAAAUGGAGACAUAGGUGGUGUUCAGAGUGACGAUGAUGUAUUUGAAUGUGAAGAAGACGACUUAACUGCUACAGGAGCGGUUAGUCAGCUGUUAGACUCUUUGGAGGAAAUUAAAGUACUGACAGGCGCCAAAGCGAGUGARACGACGUUUCUUCAGAGCUUUUUUGAAGAUCCGAGACUGCAAGCUUUAUUAGAGGUGUACGAUCGUAGCCAAGAAUGGACAGAAACACAUGAGUCAUGCCCGCCUAGUACAACUCCAACAGGAGAGCAGAAUGCAAAAGAAGUCAUCGAUUUGAUUGAGUUUCGAGCGGAAGAAGACGACGACUGCUACGAAUUGCAAAGCGUUCUGUCUGAUCCAUACGUUAUGUCGAUGCUUGAAGCACACGAUGGCGUUCUACAGAAGUCAACAGGCCAAGAAACGGCUGUCGUACAAACGGACGGACCGCCCGAUGCUUACGACCCUACUAUAACCGUCGAACGGCCCGAGAAAUUAACCCGUGUACGACUGGUGCAAUUCCAUAAGAAUCCGAACGAACCAAUGGGAAUUACUCUGAAACUAAACGAAGAAAAUCGAUGUAUCGUUGCUCGUAUUAUGCAUGGCGGUAUGAUACACAGACAAGGCACUCUUCAUCCUGGAGAUGAGAUAAGAGAGAUAAAUGGUACUAAUGUAGCAGCCAAGUCGAUAGACACUCUACAAUCAAUGUUGAAAGAUGCAAGUGGUAAUGUAACUUUUAAAAUCGUACCGAGUUCACGAGGACCAAGUACAAACUCAGAUGUUUAUGUUCGAGCGUUAUUUGACUACGACCCAAGAAGCGACGACYUGAUACCGUGUCAGUUAGCGGGAAUGGCGUUCCGUUGUUCGGACAUAAUGAAAGUCGUCAGCAAGACUGACAGCUAUUGGUGGCAAGCAAAGAAAGAAACAGGAGAAGGAGCAGAAUUUGCMGGCUUGAUUCCAUCACCAGAACUACAGGAAUGGAGAGUUGCUAAUAUUGCUGUAGAAAAAGCCAAGAAAACUAACGGUGCUUCGUGUGUGUGGUUCAGUAGAAAGAAAAAAACUUACCGAGACAGAUACGUUGCGAAACAUAACGCCGUAUUUGACAGAUUAGACUUGGUCACCUAUGAAGAAGUGGUUAAAGUGAAUUCGUUUAAAAGAAAAACUCUCGUCCUACUUGGUGCUCACGGUGUUGGUAGAAGACACAUUAAAAAUACAUUGAUAAAUAAAUUUCCCGACAGAUUUGCGUAUCCGAUACCACAUACAACAAGAGAACCGAGGAUGGGCGAAGAAGACGGCAAAAAUUAUUUCUUCGUGUCAGCCGAAGACAUGGUGUCUGCCAUUGAAUGCAAUAAAUACCUGGAAUAUGGUACUCAUGAUGGUGCUAUGUAUGGUACGAAAUUAGAUACUAUYACAGCUAUCAUUCAGCGUGGUCUUACCGCCAUAUUGGACGUCGAACCGCAGGCACUUAAAGUUCUUCGCUCUGCUAAAUUUUCUCCGUAUGUUGUAUUCAUUUCCGCCCCAAACAUUUCUGCUAGUGAAAAGAUGGAUGGCGACGCGAACAAAUCAGAAGCCGACGAAAGUUUAAAGCGAUUGGGCAAAGAAUCCGAGGCUUUGCGGCAGUCUUAUGGUCAUUUGUUUGAUCUUACAAUCAUCAAUAAUGACAUCGAUGAAACAAUUCAUCUUUUAGAAGAAGCUCUUGAUAGGUUGUCAGACAGUUCCCAAUGGGUACCGGUCAACUGGAUUUACUAACAAACCGCGCGCCUUMCUAUUAACAGAACCCUCAUGAGCGUGAAACAUAAGAAUGUGCGUGAAAUGAAUCUGCGCGCUUUCAGUCUAGUUAGGGACAUUUUAUAUGAUGGAAAAUUCAGCUCACAAAUGAAUUGUGCUUGAACGAGAAAGUGGGYUAGCCUGCUUUAUUAAACAUGCAAACACAGUUUUGAGAUCUCGACAAAAGAAAGAUUCCGGGCUGAUUUACUAUCAURCAAGUCAUAAUAUAUAGCUGCGUAAAUACUGCGCGCUUUCAACCCAAAAGUCGAAACUUCUCUUGGGCGUACAUAAUCUCCGAGUUUUAGAUCGUAAUGCAUUGAAGAUUCGGCUGACUCUUCGUUUGUUGCGAAGAAURUCUAAAUUAUUAAGUUAACUUCCACUCUGGUUGCACACAUCGUGCAAGACAUUUUGCAGUUUGGGAAUGGUUUUCUUGCGCAUACAUUGUAAAAGAAUGUUAAUCGAAUUGAAAUYGGGAGAAAAUCGAGAAAUAAUAGGGAUACCCGAUUAUACCCGAUGCGAACCGAAGACAAUUCUUGAACUGUAAACUAUACAUUCAGAACAACUCAGCUUGGGCGUGGCUUUUUUUCAAAUCAAUGUUUCUUAGUGUGUAACGUAAAAUUAUAUUUAAAGUGAGAUUCUUGGACGUGUGGUGCAAUGAAGCAGUACGCCCAAGCCGACRAGUCUAGUUCUGUUCUUUUUUUACGAAAAAUUUUAAUGAAAAUAGAUACUAAACACAAACUCAUUUAGAUAAAAUGGAAAACUUUCGAAUACGUUUUGGACAGACUACUUUUCAACUUGUGAAAACUUGACAUAACUUUUUGUCAGUUAUAUUUCAUCACUUUAAACCCGCGCAGUUUGCGUUGGCUUGGGAGAGUCGACUUUGAUAGUAGAAUUAUUCCUAGGACUGCAAAUUUGCAUGAAAUGCACACAAUGAAACAGCAAAGACGAAUUUGUUGUUCUUUAUACCAAUAGAUUUUUAUUAAAGAACUUAACCCUUUAUGGA